This is a messenger RNA of Ostrea edulis (European flat oyster), 1386 nucleotides long. Its product is annotated as IgGFc-binding protein-like. The transcript is spliced from 4 exons. The record is from RefSeq and is a predicted model, not a curated record. NCBI's taxonomy places the organism in Eukaryota, Metazoa, Mollusca, Bivalvia, Ostreida, Ostreidae. The coding region runs from base 1 to 1386 and encodes 461 amino acids.
AUGGAUGGUUCAGGAGAUGCAUCUGUCCUGAGGGUUGGACAGGCAGACGUUGCAAAGUUCCUUUGCCGAAAUACGUAUGUAAAAACAGAAAAUUCUGUAAGAACGGCGGGACCCCCGUGUUUUCUGGGAGAUUCAGACGAUCCUGCAGAUGUAUUUGUACGAACGGUUGGACUGGCAGACGUUGUGGUGGGCCGCAGUCAUGAUAAUUCAGAAGUUAUUGACAAACAAAAUGAUGAAAACAGGGACUUUAUAUCGGUCAUAUUGAGUGACCAUCAAAUGCAGUAUACUCCCUCUUACAUUUUUAUGACGACUCAUACAUCAACAAAUGUAAAUAUUACUACAUCUGAAGCACUUCCCGAAGAUCAUAUAACGAAAUUCAACUCUUCAGUGACAAUCCCAUAUACAGAUUUCGGAACCAAUGGAUCGUCUGAUGUGAAAGCUAUUCGUAUUUCCUCAACAGAAAAUAUUACAGCUGCUCUAGGUGUCCAAGACAUCACUACCCUCAUCACUACAGAAAAGCUUGGUACAUCAUAUAUACUUCCAAAUCCAUAUAAAGAUCCCAGAUUUGAAGCAUAUGCAGCAAUAACAGUAACGGCGAUUCACGACAAUACCACCAUUACAAUUUCUGAUUGGGGGGAAACUACCUUCCCGGAUUACACUCUCAAUGCAUUAGAAACGCAUGUACAAGAGCAUCAUGGUUCUUUGCCAAAAACAUAUAGUAUACAGUCCUCCAAGCCAGUGGCUGUUUUCUCCGGAAUGUACUGUAUGUCGGAUGCAAAUUGCAGUAAUAUUAUUGAACAAAUACCACCCUUCAAUCAACUGGAUACUGUAUAUAUUAUUCCGCCUAACUAUAACAGGUUCCUAACGUAUAUUUUAUAUUUAUCUAAAGAUAACACAACCAUUACCAGUAUGAAUAACGACACCAUUCCAAUCACAGGUGGUAAACGAUACGAUUAUAUAAUGCUUAAUGAGGUGGUGAUGGUCAUCCGGAGUGCAGAUCCCAUUCUAAUGACAAGUUACGCAGUACAAUACUUACCUUUGGGUGAACAUAACCCGUAUUGGACUGUGGUUCCUGGAGUUAAUCAAUACCUACCGAGGUAUAAAACCGUCAUACAAAGUGGAUGGAACAAUAACUACAUUGCUAUCAUGAUCAGAAAGAGUGCUGUUGGUGGUAUGCGAUUAAAUAAGCAAUCAAUUGACGCUAAUACAAUUCGAUUCGAGAAAAAUGUGUUCGUUGAAGACCUGGAGUACUCGGUCAUUAUUGCUGAAGUAGCAGAAGGCGAGUUAACCUUGGAUACCAUCGAUGGUACUCCUUUUGGUUUAAUGGUGUAUGGUUCUGGUGAACAUGGUGGAUAUGGCUUUGCGGGCAACGUUAUUCUUCGUUGA